CUGCAAACCGACUCACGACUUCCCUUUCGCAAACCACUAAACUUGGAUUAGUGGACCCUAAAGUACCUCGUACUGCCAGAUACCUCGUGUGUAGAACGUCGAGGCUCGAUUCUUCUUGUCUUGUGAGUCUCAGGUCACAGUCUUCUAGUUCCGUGUUCUUCUUUGUACGGACUCCUUGGCAUUGGUUUCGUUCCAUUUCUGAUACACAUACAGUUGUGUUUGUGUACAGAAAACUGCUGUGUCGAAGUCGUUUGUAAAACGCAUUUGUUUGUAGACUCGUGCCGCUGGCGUUGCAGUCUCCAUAAACAUCUAGACGUCAGUACAAACAACACACACCGAGUCGUUUGCACUCCUAAGCUUAUCUGUGCUGCUUACGUGCGGGUUUAACGUUGCUUUCCAGUCUGCACGUUUCCUUCUUUCAUUCACACAUACAACCCUUUCCUCAGUCGUUUCUUCAUUUGCAUUCUUCACUUUGUGUUGUCUUCUUGCCUUUGUCGUUUUCUUUGUCGUCGUCUUCCUUUCUUUCUUUCUUCUUUUUUAAAACGUUUUUUAAAACUAAUCCAUAAUGACUACCCGCCGUCUUACUCGCCAGAACGUCCUUGCGCCCACGAACAAUAACGAAAACACUGCGGCCGUCACACGCCUUACACGUUCGAAGGCAGCCGCAGUGGCAGCAUUGCACGGUUCCGAAAACGCGGUUGUGUCCGGCAAGCAAGCUGUCGUUGGGUCCAACGCGACUGUUGCCACGAAAAAGAGACAUGCUCUAAAUGAUGUGUCUAACUUGAGUUCAAAAGAAAAUUCGGUCCAUGCUGCUCUUGCUCACAAAGUUACAGAGCACCAUGGACGCAAGAGUUCACAUCCAGACGCGCACGUUGCUCAGCGGUCUUUGAAAGAGGAUCAUGGUAUAGAUAUUGGUCCUGAAGCAGCAGAACCACUGCUGAAGAAGCGUAGACAACCCACUGUUACAGUUGCCUCCUCUCAAAAUGGUCUGCGCCAGGCACGUUCCGUCGGUGAAGCUGCGAGCAAUGGUAUUGGUGCAGUGAAGGGUAUCUACUACGAUGCUGAUGUUACUGUCAAAAAGGCGAAGCGAGAAGAGGAGCAUGUUCGUGCCCCUUUGGCUGAACUCUCGAGUGAGCGCGAAGUGCCAACAAAACCUUCAGAGCAGGACUGGGAUGACCUGGAUGCCGAAGAUUGGGCAGACCCUUUAAUGGUCUCAGAAUAUGUCAACGAAAUCUUUGACUAUAUGAGAAAGCUUGAGAUACAGACGCUGCCGUCGCCGACAUAUAUGGAUCGUCAAAAAGAGCUGGCCUGGAAAAUGCGCGGCAUCUUAACGGACUGGCUUAUUGAGGUUCAUUCUCGUUUCCGUUUGCUUCCCGAAACACUCUUUCUUUCGGUCAACAUCAUUGACCGGUUCUUGUCUUUGCGCGUUUGUUCUUUGUCUAAACUGCAGCUUGUCGGUAUCACGGCUUUGUUUAUAGCCAGCAAGUAUGAGGAAGUUAUGUGUCCCUCUGUGCAGAACUUUGUUUACAUGGCCGAUGGUGGAUAUGAUGAGGAGGAAAUUCUUCAAGCCGAGCAAUAUAUCCUUCGUGUGCUCGAAUAUAACCUUGCAUACCCUAAUCCGAUGAAUUUUCUUCGACGCAUUUCCAAGGCCGAUUAUUAUGAUAUUCAGACCCGUACUGUUGCCAAGUACCUAGUCGAAAUUGGUUUACUUGACCAUAGGUUGAUCCGAUACCCGCCUUCACAGCAAUGCGCCGCUGCCAUGUAUAUUGCUCGCGAAAUGCUUGGUCGUGGUCCUUGGAACAGAAACCUUGUACAUUAUUCCGGAUAUGAAGAACGUGAGCUGAUUCCUGUUGUUGCUAAAAUGAUCAGUUACCUUCAGAAGCCCGUUCAGCAUGAAGCUUUUUUCAAAAAAUAUGCCUCGAAGAAGUUUAUGAAGGCAAGUCUAUUUGUUCGCGACUGGGUAAAAAAGAACGCUAUGGCCUUUGGUGAUGAACAAGAAACUGAAGCUACAUACCAUCGCACAAGUCACACUAUUAAGGAUGAAGAGUGGUGAUGCUUUCUCUAGCACUAGAUUUCUCACUAUUCUUUUUGGUUAAGGCAUUGCUUCUGUGUAUUGUAUUGUGUCGCGUGGAAGCAGAUCGUAUAAUUUUAGUUUCUUGUAUUGUCUGUCUUGACCGGUUCUUACGAAAAGAUUCCCGAACUCGAAUAUGUUACUGAUGAUUGGGAUUAUUACUGGAUUAUCGUGUGGUUUACCUUUGUUCUAUGGCCAAAUUAAUUUUUACGAGUAUUUUGUUCUCUAUAAUGUCGUUUCUUACGCGAGCAUGAGCUAUUUCUAUGAGGGUUGGUGUUUUUUGUUCAGAUAUGAUAUACAAAGCACUCGUUUUAUUUAUCAAGUAUACCCUUUUACACUCGUCCGAAGGAACAUGGUGUGUACAAACACUACGUGGAAGAAUUAUCGGUUAAUGUACAUGCUGUUAUUAUUGUUCCGAACAUCUCCGUUAUAGAACGCUCAAUAAAAAUUUAUGAAUGAUUAGACCUGUUGUUAACGUGCUUCUUCAGAGCCUCCA
Messenger RNA from Schizosaccharomyces japonicus yFS275, 2567 nucleotides. Its product is annotated as G2/M B-type cyclin Cdc13. Gene Ontology annotation, molecular function: cyclin-dependent protein serine/threonine kinase regulator activity; cyclin-dependent protein serine/threonine kinase activator activity. The transcript is spliced from 2 exons. NCBI's taxonomy places the organism in Eukaryota, Fungi, Ascomycota, Schizosaccharomycetes, Schizosaccharomycetales, Schizosaccharomycetaceae. The record is from RefSeq and is a predicted model, not a curated record. Gene Ontology annotation, biological process: meiotic nuclear division; mitotic cell cycle phase transition; positive regulation of mitotic sister chromatid biorientation. The coding region runs from base 566 to 2053 and encodes 495 amino acids. Gene Ontology annotation, cellular component: old mitotic spindle pole body; nucleus; chromatin.